AGGCAGCAGUGGAAGACGGGAUGAGAUGCUGGGAGGGUGGGCCGUGGCAGAGGCAGCAGUGGAAGACGCAAGGAGAGCAGAGGAAGCAGAGGAGGUGGUGAGGAGGGAAGCGGAGCUCUUGGGUGGUGACUAUGGUGUGAGUGUGCCCCAUGUGCUGCCUGCAGUGGUGUGUGCUGGGCUCAUGGAUGGGUGGGUGGCACAGGGCCAAGCUGACCCCGGCCCCUCCCACUGUCGCGCCCUCCCCCUGCCCGUCGCGCCCUCCCCCCUGACCGUCGCGCCCUCCCCCUGCCCGUCGCGCCCUCCCCCUGCCCGUCGCGCCCUCCCCCUCCCCGUCGCGUCGCCACCCCUCCCCUUCCCCUCCCCGUCGCGUCGCCUCCCCUCCUCCUGCCCGUCGUGUUCGCCUCCCCUCCUCCUGCCCGUCGCGUCGCCUCCUUUCCCCCUGCCCGUCGCGUCGCCUCCCUUCCCCCUGCCCGUCGCGUCGCCUCCCCUUCCCCUCCCCGUCGCGUCGCCUCCCCUCCUCCUGCCCGUCGCGUUCGCCUCCCCUCCUCCUGCCCGUCGCGUCGCCUCCCUUCCCCCUGCCCGUCGCGUCGCCUCCCCUCCUCCUGCCCGUCGCGUCGCCUCCCCUCCUCCUGCCCGUCACGUUCGCCUCCCCUUCCCCUGCCCGUCGCGUCGCCUCCCUUCCCCCUGCCCGUCGCGUCGCCCUCCCCUCCCAAUCCCGUCGCCCUCCCUUGCCCGUCGCGUCAACCUCCCCUCCCCGCCCAUUUCUCACCGUCAGAUCCUCCUCCCGCCCAUUUUCACCGUCGCAUUCGGCCUCCCCGCCCCUCUCUCACUAUUCAUCACCUUAGCCCCACCACCGCCUUGUGCGCGGGGCCCUCCCCAGCUCUGCUGA
Molecule: messenger RNA, 889 nt
Organism: Closterium sp. Naga37s-1
Lineage: Eukaryota; Viridiplantae; Streptophyta; Zygnematophyceae; Desmidiales; Closteriaceae
Source: the annotation of a GenBank genome assembly